This is a messenger RNA of Aureobasidium pullulans EXF-150, 695 nucleotides long. RefSeq lists its product as uncharacterized. The coding region runs from base 206 to 565 and encodes 119 amino acids. The record is from RefSeq and is a predicted model, not a curated record. Lineage: Eukaryota; Fungi; Ascomycota; Dothideomycetes; Dothideales; Saccotheciaceae. The transcript has a single exon.
AAGAACAAGGCUAACCAUUUUGUAGCCCGUGAGGAGCUGCUUUACAACAAGGAGAAGCUUUUGAUGAACGGCGACAAGUGGGAGCCCGAAUUGGCUGCCGUCGCCAGAGCUGACGCCCCUUACCGAUAAACGCUCUACUCAUGAAGAUACCCUGCCGCAUACACCAAGGCUGUGCUGGUUCUUGCAGCCAUGACAAGCAGGCACCAUGGGCGACCACUCAGCCACUGAACCAAUCCGCAUGUACUCGAGAUGGGGCGUGGCCAUGGAUAUGGUCGCUGGCGAUUACUCUUUGAUAACCCAACUGAGGUUAAUGUAUACCUGCUUGCAUUGUACAGUUUACGCUUUUCUACCUUUCUCUUUUUUUUCUCGAGCAUUUAAAAUUGGAGCACUCUUUUUCUUUUGUUCCUCCUUCCUUUCUAUGGUUCUAUCUGAUGCUUCUGUCACAAAAGUGUUAUCGCAAUGCGUAGACAAAAAGAGUUCAAUCCAGUACACGGUCGACAGGUACAGUCAAGACUCUGUACAACCAAUGGCAGAUUGGAUGCGUUUUGCUUUGCAUCCCCAAUAGAAUGAAUAAAGUUUAGCCGCUGUCAGUCGUUUUCUCGUGUAGAGAUAACCACUACGCGCGUAUUGAGACAUCACUCAAUCCUGCAAGCCACAUCAUCAUUAGGCAGCAGAGAACGCAGGCAGGUUAACGA